Messenger RNA from Mercenaria mercenaria, 723 nucleotides. RefSeq lists its product as uncharacterized. NCBI's taxonomy places the organism in Eukaryota, Metazoa, Mollusca, Bivalvia, Venerida, Veneridae. The annotation marks the transcript as partial. The record is from RefSeq and is a predicted model, not a curated record. The transcript has 2 exons.
GUCACGCUGACUAUUGUUAUGAAUAUUAUCAGUUUGUUAAUCAAGUUUUAAACACAAAGACGAGUGCUAAGUUGAGAUAUCUUUUCAACGUAAAAUCUAUUUUUGGAGACUGGCACAUUUUUGUAUGUACAUUCUUUCGUAUUUAGAAUUGUUGGAUAAUAAGACGUUGAGGUAAAAGGAAUUAAUAAGCUGAAACCAAAAUGAAUGUUUGGCCAAAGAGUGGUCAACAAAUUAGAAAUAUCUCGCGACCGUUCGACGUUAAACACGAUCUCCAUGUUGUUGGACCAGAUGAGUACAAGCACAGACAGGUAGACAUUGAUGAUCACAAGAAUAAAGACCGCCUACCAAUAAUCACGACACAAAGAUUGGACGAGCUAGCGAAUGCCAUAGAGAAGGACAUGCAAAUGAAAACUGCUGUAUCUAUACGAGAGACACUAAUUAAAGAGUUGUUAGAAAAAGAUGUAACACACAAAACUUUUCGAAGCGUUUAUACUCAAACUACACCUACAGCUGAACUUACCGAAAGAGUGGCAGAAUUUAAGAAGACAGUACAGGACAACGACACCACCAGUAGUGCAAAAAGCGAACAAGACAACGUAGAUGGCAUCGUUACACCGAAAGCUCGAGCGACAGAAGUCGGUCGUUAUUCGAUGCAGUUGGCGAAGAAUCUUUGUUUAUGUACGAUUAAACCAAGAGCUAAAUCAACAAUCAUAGAAAAAACAG